Molecule: messenger RNA, 3272 nt
Organism: Syngnathus acus (greater pipefish)
Lineage: Eukaryota; Metazoa; Chordata; Actinopteri; Syngnathiformes; Syngnathidae
Gene: hcn1
Product: potassium/sodium hyperpolarization-activated cyclic nucleotide-gated channel 1
Exons: 8
Coding region: 198-2999 (933 amino acids)
Biological process (GO): transmembrane transport; potassium ion transport
Cellular component (GO): membrane
Molecular function (GO): voltage-gated potassium channel activity
Source: RefSeq, a predicted model, not a curated record
GGUAGAUGGCGGUAACCCAAGCAAGCUGAUCCAGCGAGCAGGGGAGGGCUCUCGGCCACUCGGGCUCCGGUGUUUGCGGCAGGAGGAGCAGCAGCGGCGCCGAAGCACUGUGAAGGACACCAGGAGAGCUGAGCGGCACCUCUCCGGCUCGAGCCCCCUUCCACCUCCCCGGCCCCCCUCCUUUAGCGCACGCAGCCAUGGAGGACAAAGCCAACUCGUUCUCCGGCGCCAAGGAGGAGAAGGCGGACGGGAAUAACGCCUUCCAGCGGCAGGACUCCAUCCAGAAGAACAACAGCGCGGGCGGCCAGAACACCAAGGAGCACGGCAACUCGGUGGGCUUUAAGGGGGAGCGCGACGAGGCCAUGGUGGGCUUCGACGACCUGGAAGCGGCGGCCAGGCAACACGGGUUCAUGCAGAGGCAAUUUGGGGCUAUGAUGCAGCCCGGAGUCAAUAAGUUCUCCCUGCGGAUGUUCGGCAGCCAGAAAGCGGUGGAGAAGGAGCAGGAGCGGGUGCAGACGGCCGGCUACUGGAUCAUUCACCCGUAUAGCGAUUUUAGGUUCUAUUGGGACUUGAUAAUGCUCAUCAUGAUGAUGGGGAAUCUAAUCAUCAUUCCUGUGGGAAUAACCUUCUUCUCAGAGCAGACCACCACCACCUGGCUGGUGUUCAACGUGGCCUCGGACACCAUCUUCUUGGUGGACCUGGUCAUGAACUUCAGGACGGGCAUCGUCAACGAGGAGAGCUCUGAGAUCAUCUUGGACCCUAAGGUCAUCAAGAUGAACUACUUGAAGAGCUGGUUCGUGGUGGACUUCCUGUCAUCCAUACCGGUGGAUUAUAUCUUUUUGAUCGUGGAGAAAGGCUUCGACUCAGAGGUGUACAAGACGGCCCGCGCUCUACGCAUCGUCCGCUUCACCAAGAUCCUCAGCUUGCUGCGCCUCUUGAGACUGUCUCGACUCAUCCGAUACAUUCAUCAGUGGGAAGAGAUCUUCCAUAUGACCUAUGACCUGGCAAGCGCUGUGGUACGAAUAUUUAACUUAAUAGGCAUGAUGUUGCUGCUAUGCCAUUGGGAUGGCUGCCUCCAGUACUUGGUGCCUCUGCUCCAAGACUUCCCGCCGGACUGCUGGGUGUCGCUAAACGGUAUGGUUAACGUGUCCUGGGGCAAGCAGUACUCGUACGCCCUUUUCAAAGCCAUGAGCCACAUGCUGUGCAUCGGCUACGGCGCCCGGGCACCGGUGAGCAUGUCGGACCUUUGGAUCACCAUGCUGAGCAUGAUCGUGGGCGCCACGUGCUACGCCAUGUUCGUGGGCCACGCCACCGCCCUCAUCCAGUCGCUGGACUCCUCGCGACGACAGUACCAAGAGAAGUACAAACAAGUGGAGCAAUACAUGUCCUUCCACAAGCUUCCAGCGGACAUGCGGCAAAAAAUACACGACUACUAUGAACAUCGCUACCAGGGCAAGAUCUUCGACGAGGACAACAUCCUUAGCGAACUCAAUGACCCGCUCAAAGAGGAAAUUGUCAACUUCAACUGCCGCAAGCUGGUGGCCACCAUGCCGCUGUUUGCAAACGCCGACCCCAAUUUUGUGACGGGGAUGCUAAGCAAGUUGAAGUUUGAAGUCUUCCAGCCCAACGAUUACAUCAUUCGCGAGGGCACCGUCGGCAAGAAAAUGUACUUCAUCCAGCACGGCGUCGCCAGCGUCAUCACCAAGUUCAACAAGGAGAUGAAGCUGACUGACGGGUCCUACUUUGGAGAAAUCUGCCUUCUCACCAAAGGUAGACGGACAGCCAGCGUGCGGGCCGACACCUACUGCCGCCUCUUCUCGCUGUCUGUGGACCACUUUAACGAGGUUUUGGAGGAGUACCCCAUGAUGCGGCGGGCCUUCGAAACGGUCGCCAUCGACCGCUUGGAUCGCAUCGGGAAGAAGAACUCAUUGCUGCUGCAGAAAUUCCAGAAGGACCUGAACGCCGGCGUUUUCAACACGCAGGAAAACGAAAUCUUGAAGCAGAUCAUUCGCCAGGACCGGGAGAUGGUGAUGAUGGUAGACCGCAAGCAGUCGCUCAGCGGGAUGAACUCGACACCGAUAUCCGGCAAUUCCAUUAUUAACUCACCAGCGCAGCCGCCCUUCUCCGCUGCCUUCGGGAUGAGUCAGUUUCAGCAGUCGUCGGUACCAUUGACCUACAGUGCUUCAGCUAUCGCUAACGCUUCCGCCGCUCGCAUGCUGCCGGCCGCGGCCGCCGCGGCUCUCUACCCCGCUGCCAGCGUUUCCCACCUUGGUUCAUCCUCUGCCAACCCGCAGACGCCGCUCCAAGGGGCCAUCAUGUCGCCGUGCUCUUUCACGGCCGCCAUGUGUAGUCCACCGAUACAGACGCCACUAGCUAGUCGUAGCUUCCAGUAUGGCUCUCCCACGGCGUCCCAGCUGUCGCUCAUCCAGCAGCCUGUCGGCCAGUCGUCCCUCGCCGGGCAGCAGCCGCAACUUAGCCAGCAGCCGCCCGUGUCGGGCUCAGGCGGUAGCGUGACGCAGCAGCAGUCGUCUCCGAAUCAGCAGCGGGUCCCUUCGCCCCAGCGAGGGGACAUCCACAAGAGCACGCAGGCUCUGCAGUCGGGCAGUUUGAGUCGAGACGUGCGACACUUGUCAGCCUCGCAGCCGUCCCUUCCCCACGACGUGUCGCUCGGGCCUCGGGCUCAUCAGGCCUCAGGUGAUUCGCUGGCCUCCAUCACGUCACCCGCAGCAACGGUGGCGCCGGCGGGCAUUCAAGGGUUGAGUCUUCAAAGCGGCAUCCGCACCACAGUUCCCCAGCGGGUCAAUUUGUUCCGGCAGAUGUCGUCAGGAGCCCUGCCACCUGUGCGCUCCACAUCGGCGGCAGUAGCGGCGGCGGCGGCAGCGGCCUCAGCCUCGUCGUCAUCAGGCCAGCACAGGGAAUCCCCUGGCUCUCGGAGAGAUUCUGUCCUGAGCAGUACAGAGACUGAGCAAGACAAAAUGCGCUUUGCAUCUAAUUUAUGAUCCCAUUUAUUCUUUCUUUUUGAUUUUAUUUAUUUUUUUAACCACGGAGGAGCUCCAAUCUACUUCAGCGUUUUCUCUUCUCAGAUAACCUCAUUGUAAUCGUGUACAUACGAAGCCCUUGUAUUAUAUUUUAGACAUGUUGUCACCCUACUUAAGAAUGUAUAUUAUACAGAUAAUCUCUUUUUCUUUAAUGCCAUAUCUAUGAAAAUAUACACAUAUCUGGUAUAUGGCCUGUAUAUGUGUGUGUGUGUGUGUGUGUGUGUGUGUGUGUGU